UUUCGUGCUAUGAUAUCGCUUGAGGAAUAAAUUAAACAUUUGAGAAUAUUGUAUUGCAUUAUAAUUAACAAAUAUAACGUUACUAGACGUAUCGUUGUAUUACCAUAUUACCUAUAUUUGCAUUUUAUGUAUUAUCAGAUUAAUUAUUCAUAUCCUGGUACGAUAUGUUUAUAAUAAAAAAAUGCAUGUGGAAAUUAUAUUAUAUAGUUUUAUCGGAGUAAAACACAUCUGUUUUCUCUGCAUUUAAAUAUAACGUAUUUAUUUAUUCAUGCAUCCCGAACGCGACGACGCGACGUUUUUUUUUUCUAUUACAAAAGAGUCCGAAAAGCUCCACGCUUUUCCGCUCUUCAUCAUCACUUUAUUGUUGUGAUGAUGACGGUGAUGGUGGCGAGGCAUCGUAGAUGCCCCUCUGGAUGAUGCUCUGGGUGGGUGUCGCGGUGUAUUGUGGGCAGUUUUGGGUCUAAGCGGAGCACAGCUCGUCAUCUCCAGGAAAGAUGGCUGCUCUGGGCACCACAGCGGCUCUUCCUCCAGAUGUCAGUCCCGGUUUCGCGGUGGUCUGCUCGUUUCUGGAGCGCUACGGGUCUGUUCUGGAUCUGCCCGAGCUGACUUUCCCUCAGCUCGAGCGGUACUUACAGGAGACAUCCGCGGUUCCCCGGCCGUUGAUCGAGCUCCAUGUCAAACUACUGCGGAAAAUUGGCAAGACGGUCACUCCGGACAGAUGGGAGAAGUACCUUGUAAAGGUGUGCCAGGAAUUUAACAGCACCUGGGCAUGGGAAAUGGAGAGAAAAAGCUACCUGGAAAUGACCGUAGAGUGCAAGACUGGCAUUUUAAAGUACUUGUGCGAGUGCCAGUUUGACGACAAUCUCAAGUUUAAGACGUUAAUCAACGAGGAAGAUCCGGACAAGAUGCGUCUGCAGCCUAUUGGUAGAGACAAGGAAGGUCUUCUCUACUGGUUCCAGUUAGAUCAAGAUCAGAAUAUACGCGUUUAUUCUGAGGAACAGGAUGAUUUGGAUGGGUCCUCGUGGAAAUGCAUUGCAAGGACUAGGAAUGAUCUUGCAGACACGCUAGAACAGCUUAAAGCCAAGAUCGACCCAGCCGCGACGGACCAAGAGAAGCAAGACUGUCCCACCAGCCCGAGCAUGGAGAAAGAAGGUGUUAAAGGUGAGGCUGAAGACUUGAAGAACCACGUAUCCAGAGAUUUUACCUUCACGGCCAACGAGAGUGAGUUAAAACAUAAGGACAUUAAGAAAGAACCGACAGAUCCCAUUAAACCAGAGCAAGAAGAGAAAGUUGCAGAAAUUCUUAAACCCAUAGUUGUCAUUGACAACAGGGUGAGCACGAUCAAAACCCUCGUCAAAGAAGAGCCGAAAGAUUGUCCCAAACCGUGGAACGCCAUUUCCGUCGUCAUGCCUCCUGCUUCUAUCAAACACGACCCGGCGGUGAAAUCAGAGACGUGCGAAGACAAGAAAGAGCUGGUGUUCGAGAACGUGGCUAGAGCUAUAAAGAGCGACCAGCAGGCUAAGAUACCACUGAAGAAGAGGGAGUUGAAAAGGAGUGGAGGAUAUGAUGUCAGCAAUCACUUCAGCAACGUCAAUCACAACAACAACAACCUUAACAGCAACGGUAGCAUCAGCACAGGAGGUAUAAUCGUUCGCAAUCCAGCCGUCUUGCUACUGAAGGAGCAGCAGAUCGGCAGAGAAUACCCAAAUGAUGGGGAGAAAGGACCGACUGCCAUCAUCUCUGCCCCACAAGAACCAAAGGUUGACCCAACGGCAGCGCGGGAACAAUACAUAGGCGUCAUCAAAGGCCCCAUUGAGCGCAAAAAGCCAUCGAAUGAAAAUGAGAAUUCUUCAAAUGGUCAUCAUGGGAAUGGAAAUGCCUUGAAGACUGAAGUUGGAGGAACUGAUAGUGUAAGACAGUCUGUACUUGUUGGGAAAUCCAACAUGGUUCAAGCAGACAACGGUGUUCUUCCUUGUAGUGUCCCUGAGGAUUUGCCGAAAGAUGUUUGCAGUAAGAGCCUUGGGAAAGUGGAGAACCUUGUUGAGGAGCUGCCGACGACUGAGACCACUUCGUUUGAGGAACAAGCUGACGAUAAAGAAGGCGAACUCAAAAGCAAGACGGCUGGUUUGUCAGCCGGAGGAAAAACUGAGGAUGUCUGCAAAGACAAAAGUCUGAAAAGCCCAAGAAAGAGACGUUCACAAAAGACCAAAUCCAAGCUGCAAGCAAGAGAAGACCGGAAAAGCGCCUUCAGCGUUGGAGAGGUUUUGGAAAAGGACACUGAAAAAACCGGACGCAAUGAUGACGAAGAGGUAUCGUCAGAACUUCAGAAGGAAGGGAUUCGCCUGAAGAUUAAGAUCCCGCUUCAUAGACGAACGCCGGAACUCCAGCACAAGGAUUUCGAAUCGGAAACCGGCAAUAGGAGAUCGCUGCGGAGAUCUGCCAGAAUCUGCAAGCCCAGCCCCAAAGUGGCGGAUAGUCGCGAUAGGAAACAAGACGGGAAACUUUCGGCCUCCUCAGCGGCUCAGGAGGAAGAGGAAUGCGUAGAAGACGAAGAGGCGAAGGUGCAUCCCAAGAAGGAGAUGCACAAAAAGGUGGAUGCGGAAGCACAGCCCAAGUCUUUUAAGGGCAAGCGGCGACACAGGCGGAAACGCUGGUCGAAAAUUCGUACAAAAAAUUACAAGUCCAAAGGCGCUCGGGAGCGGGACGAGGAAGCGGCCGACGACAACGAGGAUGACAAAUCAGAGAAAGGAGACCACAAGAGCGAGACCGAAUCGGACCAGUCCAAUGAGAUUCCACCUGAAGAUGCUUGUAAACACUGUGGCCUCGCCAACCACCCAGAACUAAUCCUUCUUUGUGACAUGUGCGACAGCGGCUAUCACACGGCCUGCCUGAGGCCUCCUCUGAUGAUCAUUCCUGAUGGAGAGUGGUUCUGCCCUCCCUGCCAGCAUAAGCUUCUCUGUGAGAGGCUGGAAGAACAGCUUCAGAAUCUGGACACGGCUUUGAAGAAGAAAGAGAGAGCCGAACGAAGACGUGAGCGGUUAGUGUAUGUGGGCAUCAGCGUGGAAAAUAUUAUACCCACCCCAGAUGGCGAUGGAGAGGAGAGCUUGACGGAGAAGAAAAAAGAUGCCAAGAAGAGUAAGAGUCUGGGGAGGCGAUCGACUAGGACGAGGAAAUCCAUCAGUUAUAGAUUUGACGAUUUCGAUGAAGCCAUCGAUGAAGCAAUAGAGGAGGACCUUCAAGAUCCAGAAGGAGGAGGCGCCGGUCGAGGGGAACCCGCGGCGCCCGUCGUGAGUCAGCAGAGGAGCGCGGCGAGCCGGGAGAGUCGGCGGCCCGUGAAAGCUCCCGCCCCGCGCAAGAGGAAACGCCGGCGACUCAAUGACCUGGACAGUGACAGUACGCUGGAUGAGGAGGAGAGCGAGGAUGAGUUCCAGCUCAGUGACAGCAUGGAGGAGGAGGACUUUGUGGUUUCGGGAGACGGCGCGUCUGACGGUGACGUGGGCUCCUAUGACGCCAGCGAGUGGUGCAGUGGUGAAAGUGAUGCCGAGAAUCAGCCGGUCUUCAGGAGAGCGGGAAGAGGCGCUCACACCCAGAGAGCCAAGAGCAGCAGACGCAGACCUCCCUCCCGACGGAGAGGCUCCUCGGAGGAGGAAGACAUGCUAGACUCCGACGAGGAGGAGGAAGAGGAAAUGGAAACGGAAGGCUCUAACGAGUUCAGCGACAGCGACGUGGACGUGAACAGAAGGCGCCCGCGACGGAGUCAGAACUCUCAGGUCAACUACUACGAGACGUCCGAGUCCGACGGCUCGCGGAAGGCGUCCAAUCAGAAACACUCCUCUCUUCCUCACCGCCGACGGCUGUCCAGCUCCAACAGUGAAGAGUCCAUCAUUUCAAAAGACUUUGAGCCAAAGGAACCGCCACGAAGAUCAGAAAAAAGACGCAAGCGCGAUUCGCCGAGGGAAGACUCCAAACACAGGCACAAACGAGAAAAACAGAGACAGCAGAGAAGCUCCAGCGAAGACGGCGAGGAGGACGAGGACGGAGGAGAAACGGAGGACUCUGAGGAAGACGAACAGCCUCUCCGCAAGAGGUCGAACCGCAUCGAAACAGACGAAGAGGAGGAGGAAGAGGAGAACGCGCGAGGAAGCGUCCGGUGGAAGCACACGACGGGGUCUCGAGGGCCCCUCAGGCACAACGGCUUGGUCUCGCUGAGGGCCCGAGCAGCUCAGGAUGACGACGAGGACGAGGACGAGGAAGAGUUCACUGGAGUCACGGACCUUGUUAACUUUGUUUUCGACAGUGAACAGUUGUCAUGAUCAGCUCAGUAGGUUAAAUGCGUUUAUUUUCUCAUCGCCUUGUCACGGGAAUGUCCCUCAUCGGCCACCGUAGUCUCCUGGUUUUGGGUGUAGUGGACCAAAAGUCAAGCUUCCAGAUGAAAGCCGUAGUGUCCGUUCUGAUGUUUGAAUGCACUCUAGUUCAUCCAGCCGCAUGCAUCGUCCUACCGGUUUAGAACAGGGUCUUCUUAAUACUCCAUUCACCAUUCCUCAGAGUAAAGCACUUUGUCAUUUACGGCCAGUAUGAUUUCGUUUGUAUAAAGCGGCUUCGGGUCGUCCUCUGGAGACACUGGGCGGCGCGCAUUUGGAGCUUACGUGUUACGUCGUUUCGAACUGGUGUUUUAGACUUUUACGUUCUCUGUGUUACCGUUUUCUUCUUUUUGUACCUGAAGGAAACUCGGGAUUGAGUCGUGACGCCGAACCUCGCCUGAAUGCAUUCAUUCGUGGAGGAGUAGCUCAGGCUAAAAAUUGAAUCCGCUGAAAAUCUAGAUUCGGGGAAAUGGUGCUCUGCAGUGAACGGGUGCCGUCAGAACGAGCGUCUAAACGGCUGAAGAAAACAUUACGAUGAUCAACAAGUAAUCCACACCAUUUGAGUCCAUCGGUUAACUCCUUGUGAAGUUUGCAAGAAACAAACCCAUCAUUAGGUCGUUUUAUAAUCAUACUCUCGUAAAAUCCAUAAAAAGUCUGUUCGCAUAUUUGUUUAAACUUGUUGUGAUGUUUUUAUCAGCUGUUUGGAUUCUGAUUCGGCACCCAUUCACUGCAAUGGAGUGAUUAAAAGCUACGUUUCUCCAAAUCCGUUUCAGUAGAAUAAACCCAAACUCGUCUGUAUCUCAGACGAGUAAAUAUUCAAUUUCAGGCUGAAUUAUUCCUUUAAACUAACUUAGCAGACCAGCAAAUAAAGGAAGAAGCGCAUUGGGGAUAGUUAAAAGCGAUCUCAAUAUUAAAGAUCUGCAAUUUCGCUGCAAAUGAUUUUAAUUUAAAAGACUAAUAUACGCUCUUUAUCUAAAAUAACAUUUUAUGUUGUAUUACAAAGAAUAUUAUUGACUUAUUUUUUCAGAUUAGGACAUUUUCUGUACUUUGGAAGCUGUUGCUGAAGUUUUAGGACACUGUUUUUAAUUCGUCAACCGAAUGCACUCGUCGUUCAAGCACCUUUGGCGGUCGUUGGUACCGUACCGUUCGACAGCAGUCUGGAUCGCUCUUUUUCGAGUUGUUUUUAAGUGUUUACUACAGGCUGGUGUUCUUUAUGCUGGACGAUUGUUUAAAUCAGAACACUAUGACGUCAUUUCGACACACAUCCACCCCGUUACGAAACAAGUCCUACAUCCAGAAACCCCACGAGCGCCAGAAUAGUAAUGUUUCGAAAUAAUUACGGUCUUCGCCUUUCAGUUCAAGGAUGUGUUUUUGAGCCGUGUACUACUGGAAUUCGUGUUUCCUUCUCGUUUUAUUUCACUCUUACUUUCCAGCUGUACGUCUCCAUAUUUCAAGGAAAUUAUUCACAAAACAGAAAUAAACUUAAUGUUGCUGUUAA
Puntigrus tetrazona (Sumatra barb) is the source of this 5859-nucleotide messenger RNA. It is a transcript of the gene rsf1a, whose product is annotated as remodeling and spacing factor 1a. Lineage: Eukaryota; Metazoa; Chordata; Actinopteri; Cypriniformes; Cyprinidae. The transcript is spliced from 16 exons. The coding region runs from base 495 to 4313 and encodes 1272 amino acids. Gene Ontology annotation, cellular component: RSF complex. Gene Ontology annotation, biological process: regulation of DNA-templated transcription. The record is from RefSeq and is a predicted model, not a curated record.